This is a messenger RNA of Saccoglossus kowalevskii, 705 nucleotides long. Its product is annotated as ankyrin repeat domain-containing protein 46-like. Gene Ontology annotation, molecular function: protein binding. Lineage: Eukaryota; Metazoa; Hemichordata; Enteropneusta; Harrimaniidae. Gene Ontology annotation, cellular component: nucleus. The record is from RefSeq and is a predicted model, not a curated record.
UCAAAAUGGAGAUGGAAGACUGUUCUCCGUCGUCGGUUCUUUUUCAAGAUGUUACGAAUUCAAAGACAGUAGUUCCUCCUAUUAUACACGCGUGUAUGCAGGGUAAUGCCGACAGACUUAUGCAGCUGUUGGACGAUGAACAUGACCCAAAUCAGCGAGAUACUCGUGGAAGGAAUGGCGCUCAUCUCGCGGCUUGCAGGGGAAGUGCUAAAUGCCUCGAAAUUCUAUUCGAACAUGGAUGCGAUGUUCGGGCCGCUGAUAAUCUAGGAAAUACCCCAUUACAUUUCUGCGGUCACGUCGAUACUGUUAGGUUUCUCACAUGCCACGGCGUGCAAGUGAAUGUUACUAACAAACAUGCACAAACUCCCAUAAUGAUGGCCAAAAGAAGAGGUGUUGAUGAAGAAGUAGUUCAUUUAUUAGGAAGACUCAGAAAGGCAUCAGGAAAAAGGUCUUUUUUAUCACGUAUGCAAGGAAAACUUCAAGUCAUACCAUACAGAGAGAAUGUACAUAAUGCGAGUAGUGACACAACACACAAUGCAUAUUAUGUUGUUAAAGAUGUGUGGUGGGAAUUUGUUGAAAGUCUUGGCUUUCGUAAACUCAUGUUAUUGUUACUUGGCAUUGCAUUACUGUCUCUAUAUAUUGCAUGUGCCAGUUCAGGCAUCAUUCCCCUUGUUACAAAAUCUUAAUAAUGUCAACAUAUAUCUG